CUCUCCAGACUGUGCCACUGCUGGGGCUCUCUCCAAGGCAGCUCAAGUCUCCAAGCACAUCUCGUGCAUCACCAAGGCUCUGCCUGCAGCCUGCCAGGAUGAGAAACCCCUGCCUCUUCCUGCUGCCCCUGCUCCUGCCCUUGGUCUGCACCCAGGGAGACGGCAAGGAGCUGGAGAACACCGGCAAUUUCAUGGAAGAUGAGCAAUGGCUGUCCUCCAUCAACCAGUACAGUGGCAAGAUCAAGCACUGGAACCGCUUCAGAGAUGAGGUGGAGGAUGACUACAUCAAGAGUUGGGAAGACAACCAACCAGGAGAUGAAGGACUGGACACCACAAAGGACCCUUGCCAGAAAGUGAAAUGCAGUCGACAUAAGGUUUGCAUAGCCCAUGGAUAUCAGAAAGCUAUGUGUAUAAGUCGGAAGAAGUUGGAACACAGAAUUAAACAGCCCAACAUUAAACUGCAUGGGAACAAAGAUAACCUCUGCAAACCAUGCCAUGUAACUCAGCCAGCGUCCGUCUGUGGUUCUGAUGGACACACAUACAGCUCUGUGUGUAAACUGGAGCAGCAGGCAUGCCUUAGCAGCAAACAGCUGACUGUCAGAUGCCAAGGCUCAUGCCCGUGCCCAACAGAAAACACUCCUACGACGACCACCACCACCACCACUGUGGAUACCAGCAAACAAGGAGAAACAUGCACUGGUCAAGAUUUAGCAGAUCUUGGAGACCGUUUAAGGGAUUGGUUCCAGCUGCUUCAUGAGAACUCAAAGCAGAAUAACACAGCAAAUCCUGGAGCAAAGCAAGUCAAUGUGUUAGACAAAACCCUGGUGGCCAGUUGCAAAGACUCAAUAGGCUGGAUGUUCUCGAAGCUGGACUCCAACAAUGACCUCUUUCUGGACCAAGCAGAGCUGGCAGCCAUCAACCUUGACAAGUAUGAGAUCUGUAUCCGGCCCUUCUUCAACUCCUGUGAUACUUACAAGGAUGGGCGGGUAUCCACUGCUGAGUGGUGCUUCUGUUUCUGGAGAGAGAAGCCUCCAUGUCUUGCUGAACUUGAAAAAGUACAGAUUCAAGAAGCAGCAAAGAAGAAGCCUGGAGUUUUCAUCCCCAGCUGUGAUGAAGAUGGAUACUACAGGAAGAUGCAGUGCGAUCAGGCCAGUGGGGAGUGUUGGUGUGUGGAUCAGCAUGGCUCUGAGCUAACAGGCACCAGAAUACAUGGGAACCCAGACUGUGAUGACGUUGUUGGAUUCUCUGGAGAUUUCGGUAGUGGUGUUGGCUGGGAAGAUGAAGAAGAGAAAGAGACAGAAGAUGCUGGUGAGGAAGCAGAAGAAGAAGAGGGCGAGACAGGCGAGGCAGAUGACGGAGGAUACAUUUGGUAGACCCUGAACAGCACAGCCCUAUAUGGGCCAUGCCACCAAGUUUGGAAGACUGCAGUAAAUAGUUAUCAGAUGCCACAGCGAUCAGGAAACACAGCUGAAUGUACAUUAUAAUUCAACAGAAAUUGUGUGUGUGAGCAUGCAAGUGUGCCUGUUGACUGACUGCUUUGAAAUUGCAGCUCAUUUCCCUCCCAUAUUCUGAGUGAGCUGGUCUACAGCAGACAAAAAAAACACGUUUAUUCAUUUUCCUUUAAAAACAUGGCGUUGUUGGCAUAUAAUCUAACAUUGGAUUAUCUCAUUUGUUAUCUCCAGAAUCAAGCACACAUGUCUGACACUCUUUGUCCUUGGGUUUAGAGCUAGUUUUUAGCCACAAGACAGACAUACAUUAUACAAUGUUUCUGUAGUUGAUGAUGGUGGAAAGAAAGUACUAAUAUGUAGGUAGGACCAUAAGAACUAUUCUCUAGCUUGACGUCUUCACUGGGGUUUCAAACAUUUGCUUUAUAUGAUGCAUUAAAGAGUUAUUGCAAUCUCAGACAUUUAUGGCAUGUCCACGAGAUAUGCCAUAAUUCUGUUAUAAAUGCCCUAACUCUGGGAAUUGCAAUAUAUCUCUAGCAUCGGGCUCCCCAAAGUUGUCCAUCUUGUAUACAGCGGCCAGAGUCAGGAAUAUGGAAACAGUUGAGUGUGCUGUGGUAUGCUGUUUCCGUAAAUCUCAUAGAAGCAAAUAUAAGUACAGAAACAGCAUAUCCCAGCAAGCUACACGGUUUUCCUAACUUGUGAGAAACAGAAACAGAGUAAUGUGGACAGCUUGGUUGCUUAUGAAGUCCCAACCACCUCUGGCCACCACAUCUAGACCAGGAUAGCCUCGUUUUAGAUAGAUGCAGGUCCCAGAUGUGGGAUCCACAUCCUAGCAGACAUUUAUGGCAUAUCCUGUGUAAUUGCAAUUGAUAUCUGAGGUGGGAAUAAUCAUUUAAUGUAAACCUUGUGCUUGCUGAUAGUUCCAUGCGAAAUGUCUUCCUCCUCCUCAUAAUAGUAAUGUCACAAUUAUGACAUUCUGAUUUGGAUGGGAAGUAACAUGAUUUGUAGACCUCAAGUCACAGUUGGUUUGAAGUCUACCACUAGAGUUCACUUACCUGAAUAGUCACAUUAAUCUACUGUUUUCAUUAUUAUGUGCAGCAUGUCAUCAAUUAGAUCCAUUGUGUUUGCUUCCUAAAUUAAUAUAUCCUUUGACAACAGAAAUACCUAUUAACAUAUUUAGUAGAAUACAUCUUUAUGAAACUUGCAAACAGAAAUAUAUUGCUCAUCAUAUACCUGUAAAUAGUACAAAUAUGUAAAAAAUGAAUUAAAGAAAGCGCUAUUUUUCCACCUACAUCUACAACAGUAAAAAGGGGCUAUUUUGCGAUCAUCGCAUUAUUGCAAUUAUGUAUUAUGAUACUUGUAGGCACCAUAAAAGAGUAGUUUGACCAGUCCCACUCCUCUCCUGUUGAAGGUGCAGCAAAUGUUAUUGUCACGACAGAGGGGAGGGAUAAGUGCUGCCCUAAACUCCACCCCAACUCUGUCCCUGCCUACUUGCACGGCCCGUCCUAACCGACGGCGUACAACUUGGCGGAAUUCCCUCGCUUAGAUACAUGCAGGGGCCUAAGAAGAUAAGAGGAAUACCGUAAUAGAGUCAGGAAAGCCAAAGUCAAAGCAAGGAGGUCACGCAGGUACACAGGGAGGAAUACAAUUACGAGGUCAAAACACAAUCCGGAGUCAGAAGCCAAGAGGUCACGUCAAAUCCAGGGAGGUCACAAGGUCAAGGUAAAAAACAGAGCCUAGGUCCAAGAACACAGUAAUGCACAAUAGGAAACUGCUGGUGAUGUUAGCAAGACCAAUCACAGGCAACCUGUGGCCAGCAGGUUACCUGUUUAAAUAGGUCCUUCUGAUGGGUCAUGUGACGUGGCCAGCAUCACAUGACCCAUCCCCCGCAAUUCAGAACAGCUGAGCGCCGACUCAUCAAUAUCGGCGCUCAGUUCCCCACGUGCUCAUUGCCUAGGGGAUGGAGGACGCCGGCCACGCCGUGGAAGCGUGUGAGGCCGGGUCCUUCCCGCCCUCUGGUU
Messenger RNA from Bufo bufo (common toad), 3466 nucleotides. It is a transcript of the gene SPOCK2, whose product is annotated as SPARC (osteonectin), cwcv and kazal like domains proteoglycan 2. Gene Ontology annotation, molecular function: calcium ion binding; protein binding. The transcript has 11 exons. Lineage: Eukaryota; Metazoa; Chordata; Amphibia; Anura; Bufonidae. The record is from RefSeq and is a predicted model, not a curated record. The coding region runs from base 99 to 1373 and encodes 424 amino acids.